Molecule: messenger RNA, 3309 nt
Organism: Pundamilia nyererei
Lineage: Eukaryota; Metazoa; Chordata; Actinopteri; Cichliformes; Cichlidae
Gene: chst8
Product: carbohydrate (N-acetylgalactosamine 4-0) sulfotransferase 8
Exons: 4
Coding region: 756-2126 (456 amino acids)
Biological process (GO): proteoglycan biosynthetic process; carbohydrate biosynthetic process
Cellular component (GO): membrane
Molecular function (GO): sulfotransferase activity
Source: RefSeq, a predicted model, not a curated record
AUGCCGCCUCUACUGUAGCCGAGUCGCAUUUACUAUCGCAGCUCAUAUCGUACAGUUUACAGUUUCAGCGCCAUGUUCCCAUCCUUUGGUAAGAAAAGAAGGGUAAUAAUAACGAUGAGACGCGUAGCUCAUCCAUAUUAGAAGAGUCUUUAAUGAACUCGGAUCGUCAGAGACACUCCUCCUGCUCCCGGCUCCCUCCGCUCCGCUCCCGUUACCAGACGAUGCGCGCGUGAAAAUUUGCAGCCCCAUCUUUAUCAGUAUCAUCGCCGUGAAGACAAAGAGAAGACCGCAAAUGAAGAUGUGCUGCACUAGCAGGAGAAGCCCCUCUUAAAAUCACCGUUACCGCAGCUGUGCCCGCCCAGAGGCAGACAGAGAACCGGUCCUUGGAGACUCUUUGGGGAUGCGCAAAGAUGUGAGAGUGAAGAGUGAGAUGCAUUAUGAUUGGCCAUACUCAUCCUAAAAGCGUCAGGCAAGGAGAGUGAUGUUUGCUCCAGCAAAAGAGUCGACGAGGUGGCAUCAAACUUGAAGGAGACGUGUUCAGUGUGCACAUUCAAUGCUUUCACGGCAUUAACCGUAAACUUGCAUCAUUUCCCCAAAGAGGCGGACGCGCUUUCCGUGGUGCUGAAACAGAGACUUGGCUGAUCAACUAGUGAACAAGAGGAGGAACCUCUCACUUCGUCACCUGCUUCUGAGCUUCAGUGUAUUGAGGAGCCGUGGCAAGAACUUACUACAUUAGCAUCUGACUGUGCUACAUCAUGCUGUGGAUGACGUGGAAGAUGGUGGUGGACUCCCUGCGUGGACGGAGAAGGAGACUGCCCUGUUCUCUCUGGUUUGUCCUGCUGUUCGCUGCUGGAGGUCUGGUUCUCUUCAUCCACCAGCAGGCUCUGUCAGAGAUGGUCCAGCAACAAGGCCCAGGCGUGAAGCUUGGAAGUACUCCACGGCAAUCCAGAGAGACACUUUCCACUCGGGACCGCGAGAGAGGCAAAUCUGAUAGUUUCCAGGACCUCCAAGUUACAGAAAACAUCCUGUCCAGCGCGAUCCCUCCAAUGCAGUUCCCACAUUUUGAGAAGAGCAGAAAAACAGCCUCCCCUGGGUCUCAGGAGCAGGACAUAGGUUCCCUUCAUGUCACGAAAAGACAACGAAAACUGCUAAAAACAAGUCCUCCAAUUCGACACACCAAAAAUACCAUUUCCUCAUCUUCCUCAUCCUCAGUCUCAUCCUCAUCUUCAAUUUCCUCUUCAUCCCCAAUGUCCUCCUCCAUUACAUCGGGCUUUUUUUCUCCAGAGAGCUGGCAAAAGCUCUCCGGUAUCCUGGAAGCACGCCAGCAACUGAUGAAGGAAAUCUGUGCUAAGUACAAAAGCAGCAUUUCAAAGACCAUCACACGUCAUCAUGUGAAAAGCAUCUUUGUGGAGGACAAGUACAAGUUGCUAUACUGCCAGGUCCCCAAGGCAGGAUGCUCCAACUGGAAGAGAACCCUGAUGGUGCUGGCGGGUAAGGCCUCCAACACUCAGAGUAUUAAGCAUGACACAGUCCACUACGGGCAGCAUCUCAAGAAGCUUGAUAGCUUUGACCAACAGGGAAUCAUGCACCGUCUGCAAACCUACACCAAAGUCAUAUUUGUCCGUGAGCCCUUGGAGAGAAUGGUGUCAGCUUACCGGGACAAGUUUGAAAAUCCCAACAACUACUACCACUCCCUGUUUGGGAAACCCAUCAUUUCCAAAUACAGGGUGAACCCAUCAAAAGCAGCCCUGAAGACAGGAAAUGGGGUCACAUUUAAAGAAUUUGUCCAAUACCUGCUGGAUGUCCACCGGCCCGUAGGAAUGGACAUCCACUGGGAACAGGCAAAUCAGCUGUGCAACCCUUGCCUCAUAGAUUACGACUUUAUCGGCAAGUUUGAGAACAUGGAAGAAGAGUCUAACUUUCUCUUGCGAUUGGCAGGGGCACCACCUAACCUCACAUUGCCCAGUUUUAAAGACAGGAACCCAAGUGACAAGCGGACCUCUAUGCAGAUCACGGAAAAUUACUUUUCACAGGUCAGCGCUUUGGAGAGACAGCGAGUAUAUGACUUCUACUACAUGGACUAUCUGAUGUUUAACUAUUCUAAGCCUUUUAAAGAUUUAUACUGACUUAAGAAUUACGUGACUGCUUCACGUCACAUUUUCACAGUCACAUUCCACUACAUUUUUACCAUAACUGUAAUUUUACCAUGCCAGUCUUCACUCACAUGCUCAAAUAGGUCUUUGCGUCUUAGCAGAGAGAUCAGAGAGACCAAAUUUCACUCAAAAACACUUUAAUUACAUUUUUUAGCAGAUUAUAUUGAUUUGUAGACAGUUUGUGUGCUGUUGUAUUAAAUACUCUAAAUUGUCCUAAAAUGCGAAGCGUUUAUUCACUACUAGCAGAUGGUGAGGUAGAAAUUUAAAACUGUAAACAUUAAGCUUCUAAAAAGAUUUAUUAUUGUUGAACAGGCUUUAAAAAUAUGCCUUCCUCUAGGUCAAAUAGCAUUUGUAAAUGUGUGUUUAUGGUUUAAGCACCAAGUUUACCAUAGAUUUCAAGCACAUACCUUAUCUUACUUACAACAAUAUUCAUAAAUGUAGUAGCUUGAGUCCUUGGUAUUCUUAAAUUGUUCACAGUCAAACCCUUUCAUGAUUUAAAAUGUUUGCAUUUACUGUUUGACCUAGGGCAAGUUAGGCAUCAAUAUACCUCUAUGUAUCAGUGCAUACUAAUACAGAUAUUUGAUGUGAAUGGCUUUACUAAAUAUAACUAAAUGAAACACUACAAAUACUAUAAAUCUUUAAAUGUGUCAAGUGCUGCCCACUUGGAAGCUGUGUGCGCCUAUUGUAGCAUUUUAUACUUCUAACUUUGUCAUUUUGUGCUUUUGCUUAACACAUACAUGUGCUGUAGGUCCUCCAUCAAUAGGGUGUCUAAAAGCAGGGUAUAAAGUGUUGCUAUGAAUAUCUCUCAAUAUCUAUUAGUGUUGCUGAUUUACCAGUCGAUGGUAUUCGAAAUUUAAAAAAAAAAAAUACAGGCUAAAAACAAAAACAGAUAAACACUUUUUUCAUAUUACAUAUGACAUUUUUCAGUAAUGUACAAUUUGGACUUUCCAGCAAGAAACAGAUAACAAGUUUGCACAAACUUCUUUAUCUGCCACUUUAACCACCUCAUAAUAUUAUAAAGCAACCCAUCCCCUCUGUAUAUAUCAUAGCUAUUCAAUACCAACAUAUAGGCUUUUUUCUGACUCUACUGUGUAAAAUUGUAUAAUGGGCAUUCAGAUGAAUAUAUAUUUUUCUAUGUAUUUCUAAAAUAUAAAUA